AUGGGCUGUGCGGGAUCGAAACCUAAGGACGAUACGUCUCCUCCUCGACGGAGAGAUGCAUCAGAGGAGGCCGUUCCCGCUCCGAAAGUUGCACCGGACGAUUUAUCAGAUAAUGGACCAUUGCUAGCUCAGAGCCCGAAGAUUAAAGCCCAAAGCGGCCUUUCAGAACCUAGUAGAUCCGACAAAUCUCCAACCGCGGCACCGACAGAUCAAUUAUUAUCACGAGACGAUGGACCAGCAGCAGAUUCCCAACGGUCAAAUCCACCGACACAGGUUACCGGGUUACCAUCAGGAGGUCCACCAGGGUUACACGGAUCGCCAGCUGUGCCCGCGCAGGAGCGGCCACCGCCGGGUGAAAUGGCAGCAGUGCCAGCGCCUUCGGCCGGGCCCACAGGAGCGCGGAUUGCGGCCCAGACGUUCACGUUCCGAGAACUGGAGCGAGCGACGGGCGGGUUCUCCGAGAAGAAUUUUAUAGGCGAGGGCGGGUUUGGUCGCGUGUACAAAGGGUGGCUGGAGUCUACAGGCCAGGUGGUAGCGGUGAAGCAGUUGGAUAGGAACGGCGUGCAGGGCAAUCGGGAAUUCCUGGUCGAGGUGCUCAUGCUCAGCCUGCUGCACCAUCCGAAUCUCGUGAAUCUCAUUGGUUACUGCGCGGACGGCGAUCAACGGCUGCUGGUGUACGAAUUCAUGCCACGUGGCGCUCUUGAGGACCACCUGCAUGACCUACCGGAGGGCAGGGCGAGUCUGGAGUGGAGCAAGCGCAUGAGAGUGGCAGCAGGGGCGGCCAAGGGCCUCGAGUACCUGCACGAGGAGGCCUCCCCGCCCGUCAUCUACCGCGAUUUCAAGUCCUCCAACAUUCUCCUCGACGAGAACUGGCACCCGAAGCUCUCGGAUUUUGGGCUCGCGAAGCUGGGGCCUGUGGGGGACAAGACGCAUGUGUCGACGCGGGUCAUGGGCACGUAUGGGUACUGCGCGCCCGAGUAUGCCAUGACGGGGCAGCUCACGGUUAAGAGCGAUGUGUACAGUUUCGGAGUGGUGCUGCUGGAGCUGAUCACGGGGAGAAAGGCGAUUGACAGCUCGCGGCCGCAUGGAGAGCACAACCUCGUUGCUUGGGCGCGGCCGCUGUUCAAGGACAGGAGGAAGUUCCCAGCCAUGGCGGACCCCUUGCUGCAGGGCCGCUACCCCAUGCGCGGGCUGUACCAGGCGCUGGCCGUCGCUGCCAUGUGCCUGCAGGAGCAGGCCAGCCAGCGCCCCAUGAUCCAUGAUGUGGUUACCGCGCUCAACUACCUGUCGUCGCAGCCCUACGACCCAAAUAACAACCCGCAACCCAGCACGACUGGCAGAUACACGCCAGGCACGACGCCCCUUCACGAGAAGAAGGGAUCUCGCUCACCCCGCGGAGCUUCCUCCGCUCCUCGUCCCGCUUCUACUCUCCCUCGUUCUCUCAUCGUCGCAUCUCGCUCGCCCGGUCGUCGCACAGCAGUGCUCUGCGACCAUUCUCUGCGCCAACAACCUCUGCUGCAGCAAGUGGGGCUGGUGCGGCUCCACCGUCGAUUACUGCGGCGCGGGCUGCCUAUCUGGCCCGUGCAGCGGAACCGCCUCCGCCUCCCCCCCUCCGCCUUCCGCCUCUCCGCCUCCCCCCACAAGCUCUCCGCCUCCUCCUACCAGCUCUCCCCCUCCGCCCACGAGCUCCCCACCUCCGCCAACUACCGGGUCCCCCCCUGUGUCCACCAAUGGCCAAUGUGGUGUGCAGAACGGCAACAGCAUCUGUCCUAA
Molecule: messenger RNA, 1773 nt
Organism: Closterium sp. Yama58-4
Lineage: Eukaryota; Viridiplantae; Streptophyta; Zygnematophyceae; Desmidiales; Closteriaceae
Source: the annotation of a GenBank genome assembly